CUGGCUCUUCCUCGUGGGCGUCUUCCUCCCCUGGGCUGUUCCGGAUGAGACGCCUCCACCCCCUUCGCCCCUCUCAUCCUCUUAUCGGCGAGUAAGCGGCCAACAUGGAUGUCGUCAACCAGUUGGUGGCCCAAGGGCAGUUCACAAUAAUCAAGCAACCGUUGGGAUUUAUAAAAUUCCUCCAAUGGAUCUUUGCGAUCUUCGCCUUCUCGACAUGCGGCAGUUACUCCGGCAUGUUCAAGAUGAGCGUGGAGUGUAAAAACCGGUCGGAGAGUGAUCUUGGAAUCGAAGUUGAAUUUGAAUAUCCAUUCAGGCUCCAUCAGGUUUACUUUGAUGCCCCCACCUGUAAGGGAGGGAACCCUGAGCGUCUCUUCCUGGUGGGCGACUACUCUUCCUCAGCUGAGUUCUUUGUCACCAUCGCUGUCUUCUCCUUCCUCUACUCCAUGGCGGCUCUCUCUGUCUACUGUUUCGUCCUGGAGAAGUACCGUGAAAACAACAAGGGCCCCCAGAUUGACUUUGUAGUGACGGCGGUGUUCGCCUUCAUGUGGCUGGUGUCGUCUUGCGCGUGGGCCAAAGGUCUGUCGGAUGUCAAGACGGCCACCGAUCCCGAGAGGGUCAUCACCCUCAUCACGGCCUGCGACGAACGAGAAAAUCGCUGCCGUGAAGUCCACGACCCCAAAGUCUCUGGGCUCAACACCUCUGUGGCUUUCGGCUUCAUCAACCUGAUCCUGUGGAUAGGCAACUUGUGGUUCGUCUUCAAGGAGACCGGCUGGAUGGCGGCCGUCGCGGGAACGUACAUGCCGUCGCAAGAAAAGCAGCCCGCCCCAGAUUCUUUCGCUCAGGGUGGCAGCUACGGUCAGCAGGAUCCGUAUGCCGGCUCCCAGGGAGGCUACCAGCCCGAGUACGGCCAGCAGGGGGGCUACAACGAGGACGGGGGCUACAGCCAGGGCUACGAACAGCAGCCCACUUCCUACUCCAAUCAAAUGUGAGCCUGUGUGCUGAAGCCACAGCUGCAGGAUGGGUGACCUUGUGAUUCCGGCGCUCAACCGCCGCCUGCGUUUCUGCACUCGUCUGUUAGUCUGUUUGUGUACAUGUGAGUUGGGCAAGUGGUGAGGGGAGGGUGGGGUCAUACAUGGGAGGGUGGAAAGGCCAAAAGUGGGUCAUGAACACCUUAAGGGUGCAGAAGGGGGCCAGGGAGGGGUCGGGGUGGUGGGGGGGAGGGCUCGGAGUCUUUGCUGUAACAUGAUGUUUAUUCUCGUGCUGUAUUUAACUGUAGAAGACAACAGAGGAUUGUCUGUUUGGUUAUACGAGAAAAACUUGAUACCAAAACAUUCAUUGACAUUUUAACAUUGAGGAGGAAAACAUGUCAUGGAAAAAUACUUCCAUUUUUUUGGUUGGGGUGGGGGGGGGGCUGGGGGGGUAUUGUAGUUAUAUUUAACUUGAGAGAAUGUAUUGUCUGUGCUGUGUAAAUAUCGACAUGCUAAUAUAUAUGAUUCUAUGUACCCCAUUGAAUAAUUGUGCACUCCAUAUUAGUUGUCAUACAACAAAUGUAGAGCACAGAGUUAUUCAAUUGGAUUUCCUUUGGUUCGGGAGCGCAUAGUUUGGCCUUUGACCUUCAACUCCUCUCUCAUCACCCCAACAUAAUUUUUUUUGUUUUUUUAAUUCCUGACAUCUCAGUUUGUUUUUGUCACUGUCAAUUAUUUUGUAGCUGUCGGAUGAGGAGCAAGGUGAAGGCCGAUGAAUAAAUAGGAAAAAAACUACAAAUGAGAAUUACCAAAUGUAAAUUUUCACCAGGAUGAACACGCCUGCAAAAUUUUAGAAGUUGAAGAUAUGAAAGUACGGAAGGGUAUUGCUGCCACAACAAGAAAAAAAACCAACUCUAUGUCACAAGGUGCUACUUUUUAUUUUUUAACAUGAUAAAGUUUCCCAUUCAAACGUUUUAAUCUGAUAAAUUUCACAUUUUAAUGUGAUAAAAUUCACAUUGUAACGUGUCACUUGUUACAACAUGAUAUUUUGCACUUGUGUCUUUAUAAAUCAAAGUUACGAGCUACAUAACACAUGAUAACUGACCGGAUCAAAACGUGGCAUUUAUCACGUUAUAUAGCAUGAAAUUCCUUUUAUUAAAACAUGAUAUUUAUCAGCGUGGCAACAAUACACAUCUGUUGGAAAGCUCUAAAGAAGGCGGUUUGGCUUGAGGAUAAUCAUGAGCCAUUUGAAGAGAGACACACACACCACGUGUACCCGAAUUAAUACCAACUAAUUAAGUGUAUAGAAGGUGACAACUAGCAAGUGGAUUGUCUCCCCCUUUAUUUAUUUCUUUGCCUGUUUUUUCUUUCCCUAUCAAGAGGAUGCGUGAAUAUUUCCAACCCAACACGUCAAGAUGACAUUAGUGACUUGCGUGCAUCUUCUAGUUCCUGCGCUCUUUCACAAACUACUGUUGUGUGCUUUGAACAUUAUUAAUCAGGGCGGCGAGUGUCCGUUUUAGAAGUGCGCGUGUUUAUUUGUGGGUAUCGAUCAGGUUUUGUCAGUGAAUUUUUGUCCUAUUUGUACGGUACUGAAAGUUGUGAGACAGCCCGCUAGUAUUUUCCCCCCUUACAUGAACUUCAACUAUGGGUUAAUAAAAAUAAGGUAUAGAACAUGCUUAAGACAUCGCCCUGGAAAAUGUUUUAAAGUAGUCUGGAGAAAAUUUCAGAGAUAUACUAUAUGUUGAAAUCCUUUCUCGCUUCCCCUUUGAAUGACAAGUGAAAUUACUGCAUGCAUCGUCUUCCUCUUAUCCUAAAGUGUCCCUAAACUUAUUCGGGCAGACUGCGCAGUGAUACUAUAUGACAGCAUGUUAGAUCCAUCUACAGUUCUACACAAAGCACAAUUUAGGCAAUAAUGAGAAUUUAACAGCCCUGCCAGUUGUGUUUGAAAUGGUCGCAGCUGUGUCAUCAUUUGUAGUUUUGCUUCCACAGACCACAUCUGAAUGGAUCCUUGUCCAUCUACAGUGUUUGGGUCCAACGCUCAGCCUUGGAUUCGCUAUCUUCUUUAUUUUCCCCUUUUCUCUUAUCCCCAAUACAGUUUUCUUCCCUCUGUAGCUCUUAUAAAUAUGCUCAAAUGAAAUAUACUCUGUUGUUAGUGGUGAAUGAUGUCUUGUGAUACUCUCAACACCUUUGGAUAGUGCUGUGUUUAUUGUCUAUGAUGUAUACAUAUUAGUAUUUAUGAUAAUGAUAAGUCAGAGAAGAAAAAUAUCUAAGGCUCUUCAGAAUUCUGCUGUAUUCUUACUGUAUGGGCUCCAUGUGAAACAAAAAUGAAAUAAACUUGAAAUUAUUCUGUUGAAGGUUAAAA
Syngnathus acus (greater pipefish) is the source of this 3327-nucleotide messenger RNA. RefSeq names its product synaptophysin b (gene sypb). Gene Ontology annotation, cellular component: presynaptic active zone; synaptic vesicle; synaptic vesicle membrane. The coding region runs from base 105 to 989 and encodes 294 amino acids. The transcript has 7 exons. Lineage: Eukaryota; Metazoa; Chordata; Actinopteri; Syngnathiformes; Syngnathidae. The record is from RefSeq and is a predicted model, not a curated record.